CGAAACAUUGCCUCUCUUUUAUUUGUUUCGCUGCCUUCCACUUGCACCUAUCCUCACCUGCGGCUAUACUGUCCCGCGACAAUGUCUCCUGCAAAUCGCUGUCUGCCCGCCUUGAGGCGCAUCCGAAUCGCGAACAAGGCUUUUCAGCAACCAGCACACCUCCGAGCUGUAUACCAAGCGCCGUCAUUCCGAUGCUAUGCGCAAGCUACCACAACCGCCUCCAAUGCCGAACACAAUCCUCCCGAGUCACGAUCAGGUGUCAGCGAUCCCAAGAAGAUCAAGUAUACCACCGAUUCAUACCCGAACAUCAAACGAGACCCUCGCUUCAAGCAGAUCGACGAAGGCGACGUCAGGUUUUUCAAAGACGUGCUAGGAGUAGACAAUGCGAUCAUUGAUGGCGUUACUCAGGACUCUACGAGCGAUCUGGAAGCAUUCAAUGCGGACUGGAUGAGAAAAUAUCGGGGUCAGACGAGAUUGGUGCUGAAGCCAGGAUCGACCGAGGAAGUCAGCAAGAUUUUGAAAUACUGCAACGAUAACUUGAUCGCUGUCAACCCACAAGGAGGCAACACUGGUCUCGUGGGAGGGUCUGUACCGGUCUUCGACGAGAUCGUGAUCAAUUUGGCACGCAUGAACAAGAUCCGAGAUUUUGACGAUGUUUCUGGCAUUCUCGUUGCUGAUGCUGGUGUCGUACUGGAAGCUGCUGACAACCAUCUUGCUGAGCGUGGGCACAUUUUCCCUCUCGAUCUCGGUGCCAAGGGAACUUGCCAGCUUGGAGGCAACGUUGCGACUAACGCUGGAGGUCUGCGAUUACUACGAUACGGCAGCUUGCACGGGAAUGUACUUGGCUUGGAAGCAGUACUGCCAGAUGGCACAAUAGUCGAUGAUCUCGGAAAGCUUCGCAAGAACAACACUGGAUAUGACCUGAAACAGCUCUUCAUUGGAGGCGAAGGCACCAUUGGCAUUGUUACGGCAGUUUCAAUACUGACUCCGCAACGAUCGCCGGCGGUGAACGUGGCAUAUUUCGGUUUGGAGUCAUACGAAAAGGUGCAGGACGCUUUCAAAGAGGCCAAAAAGCAUCUUCAGGAGAUUCUAUCUGCAUUUGAAUUCAUGGACGGCAACUCACAGCAGAUCUACACCCGCGCCUCUGGGGGCAAGCUACCUCUCGAAGGCGAAUACCCCUUCUACUGUCUCAUCGAAACUUCCGGAUCCAACGCCGAUCACGAUCGCGAAAAGGUGGAGGCCUUCCUCGAGCACGUCAUGGGUGAGGAAAUUGUGGCAGAUGGCAUUCUCGCCGAGAAUGAGACACAAUCGCAAAACCUCUGGGCAUGUCGAGAAGGUGUCAGCGAAGCUUCACAACACUGGGGAGGUGUCUACAAGUACGACUUGUCAAUACCCCUGCCACAACUAUACGACCUUGUAGCAGAAGCGAGGCAAAGAUUCCAAGAUAGUGGGCUUAUGGAUCCUGAGGAUGACAGCAAGCCUGUGAUCGAUGUGAUUGGGUACGGUCAUAUGGGCGAUUCAAAUCUGCACUUAAACGUAUGUACGAGGAGAUACGACAAAGAGGUCGAGAAGGUGCUGGAGCCAUGGGUUUUUGAAUGGAUUCAACAACGAAAUGGUAGCAUUUCUGCCGAGCACGGGUUAGGACUCGCGAAGAAGGAGGCUAUCGGGUACAGCCGGAGUGAAACGAUGAUCAAGCUGAUGAAGCAAAUAAAGCAGCUUUACGACCCGAAUGGUAUUAUGAACCCGUACAAAUACAUAUAGAGCAAUACAGGCAUGGUCGUACACUAUAUCUACAUAAUCUCCUGACCACAGGUAUUCGCUCGCUCUUUCCAAAUAUCAAAGGGGUAUCUUGCGCAUAAUACAACCAAGCAAUUACAGUGAGACAUUUCUGGCCUCAAAACUCCAAUUCUUCAACCUCCAUUCCACAUUCAACACAAGCUU
Molecule: messenger RNA, 1941 nt
Organism: Cercospora beticola
Lineage: Eukaryota; Fungi; Ascomycota; Dothideomycetes; Mycosphaerellales; Mycosphaerellaceae
Gene: DLD2
Product: D-lactate dehydrogenase
Cellular component (GO): mitochondrion
Molecular function (GO): catalytic activity; FAD binding
Source: RefSeq, a predicted model, not a curated record